Molecule: messenger RNA, 318 nt
Organism: Ordospora colligata OC4
Lineage: Eukaryota; Fungi; Microsporidia; Ordosporidae
Exons: 1
Coding region: 1-318 (105 amino acids)
Source: RefSeq, a predicted model, not a curated record
AUGUGUAAGGAGAAUAUGAUAAGUGAAUUGUACCCGUUGGUUGCACUUUUUGUGCAUGCAACAAACCAGGAAGUGACAAAGGAAAAAAUUGCAAGUGUUAUGAGAGCGCUUGGUGUGGAAAGCAAUCCUAAGAUAUGUGAAUAUUUUGAAAUGGAUGCGCUGAAGAUCAAGGAGCUAUUGAUGGGCGGAGGACAAGGUGCCGCGCCAAUGAGUGUGGGAGGAGGACAGGCAGCUGCAAGCACCGCUGGUGCAGCAGUGGCUGCAAAGAAGGAAGAAGCGCCAGAAGAGGAUGCUGAGAUUGAUUUCAGCUUUUUCUGA